AUAAGAUCCGUUGUAUAAACUUGCGAAUGAUAUACUUCAUUCGAGUUUUAAUUAUUACUUAGGUACCUAUAGUGUAUAUAAUGUUUAUUAGGUAUGUAAACCGUUCAGCGAUCUGUUUUACGUUUAUAAUUGUUUUUUUUUUUACCUAUUUCAUUAGUUUUUAAUAUUGUCAAUCAUAUAAUAUAUGCAUAGGCAUACGACGACAAUAUUUGAUGGAUAUUAUGAAGUCCACGAAAAUGAACUGUGCGGACGAACAAAAACACCGAUGUCACACCGUCACGGUGAGAAACAACGAUUCGGAAACAAAUUAUGAAAAACCGAAUUUAAAAGGAGAUUGGCUGAACUUUUCCCUUCUGCUUUUACUAUAUACGAUGCAAGGUUUGCCGUUGGGCAUAAUCAACGGAAUACCAUUAAUUAUGCAAAGUAAAAAUAACGUGACUUACCAGGAACAGGUAAAAAUUUAUCAAAAUAUUCAGUAUAUAUACAGGCUGUAACACAAAGAACUGAUAUCUGAAAUAACUUUUAUACUGUUCAAUAUGUUUUUUUUUUUUUUUGUACUAUGAUUCCUCUAUUAUAUAUAUUUUGUAUUUUUGCAAACUAAAAUUAGAUUCGAAGCGAAACAAAGGAUUUAUUGGUUUUACUAUGAAGUAUUUUUUUUUUUUUGUAUUUUUAAUUUUUGUAUUUUUUUGUGUCUGUGAGCAAUUUUUCUAUCAGAAAUCUUACUUCGUUAUUUCAAGUGCUGCACUUUUUCUGAAAGGAAAUUUUAUCUAGUUGAUGCAAUGGAUAGGUUUUUUUGUUUUCUAUGGAAGUUUUAUAAUUGAAAAAAUCUGGAAAAACGGCAAAUAUUUACGACAUGCUACGGCGUUACCGAUAUCAUUAUUUUAAAUUUUCACGCUUUCUGUUUCCUACCAGAAAUAUUGUUCCAAAAAAAGCAACACCGACGUUUUUUGUUGUAGCUUUUAUCUAGAUAGUGAGUAAGGAAGUCGUUUUUUGAUUCUCGUUAUAGUUUUUUUUAAUAAUUGAGCAAAACUAAGAAAUACGUAUAAAGAACGGGAAAAUUUACAAAAAAAUUAUUUUAUUAUUUUUAAAUUUUGUUUUUUUUAUGUCAUUUAGUUAAAAAUACUCGUAAACUUGAAAUUUUGACAGAAAACUUUACUGUUUGCUUUUUUAGACGUGGUAACAUAUUCAAAACAUUCGAGCCAUUUAUAAGCUAUUUAUAGACAUUUUAAUUAUGCGAGUUUUUUACUUAAUAUUAUUUGGUAGGUAUCUGCUGAUAAAAUUGUUAGACUAAAUAAAAAUACUUGGAAAUUAGAUAGAAGGUUCAUAUGUAGUACUUAGUCUUAAAAAAAAAUUUAGUGUAAUGUAGUAUUUUUUAUAAGAGUUUUAAAUCAAAUUUUGACGAAAAUCGUAAAUAUUACGGCCUUUCAAAACAUAUAUAAUCGAAUUCUUCGCCUCAAAUUGUUUGUUGUUAGUGAUGGCUUAUCAUUGGUUACAGGUAUAAAUUUAAUAACUUUAUGUGACCCAUCUUCUCAACUGCCUAUCUACAACAGUGGCCGCACUUGUCUCUAGCUCUUAUAUGUUUUUAAUAAUAGAAAAUAGAGAUAUCAAAUGGCAAAACUCUAUAAAUUAUUAGAAGAAAAAAAACUUGACAAUAUUGAUUAGAACAAAAGUUAUUUUUGGUGUCAGAUCUUCAUGUUACACCGUGUAUAUGUUAUACCGGGCAUAUUUCAAUAAUAUCUUGAAACUUUCAACUCGCGUUAUUAUGUUCUCGUUUCAGGCAUUGUUCACUCUAGUAGGGGUGCCAUACUGUAUAAAACUAUUAUGGGCUCCAUUGGUGGACACGUUUUACGUACAAAAGUUGGGAAGACGCAAAUCUUGGCUCAUACCGGUUCAAUUUUUAAUAGGUAUGUAAACACACGUUGAUCAAUUUCCACUGCAUGUAACGCCGUCAUCUGGAAGCUGUCGGCAAUAACCAGUGUUUAAAUUUAGGGUUAGAUAACGAAAAAACGUUUUUUUUUUUUAUUUUAUCGUUCAGAUAUUAUAAAGUUUCAUCAUUAUAAAUUUUUUUGUAUUAAGUAAGUUUCCCCCUCAUGCGAUAAUAGAGAUAAUUAAAAUUACCAUAAUUAAAAAUUUGUGUAAGGGAGGGUGGGCGAAGUCUCACAAGGGUCAUUGUAAAGAUAUACUAUAUUUUUUUUAGUCUCAUGGGCCUUCUAUUUUUUUUUCCAAUUCAAGCAAUGGGCCAAGAACAAUUUAUAUAUUUUAGAUCCUGAGUGAAGCGAGGAAAAUAUUAGAUUUAUUAGGUAAUGAUUUUUUUUUUAAAAUAAUUGUGUCUGUAAAUAACUUUCUUAUCAAAAUUCUGGAUCUGACCAUCAAAUUUCGAGGUGGUUUGUGGUGACAAAUUACGUCUAUAAUUUGUGCAUUAAGAAGAUCAUUUUUUUAUUUUUUAUGCAAUUUUUCUAAUAAUUGGAUAACAAUGGAGGUGAUUUAAUUAGAAGUAACUGUAGUGAUCUGACAUUUUUACAUAGUAUAUUAGUACAUUUUAAACGUGCUAUAAUGUUAAUAACAUUUUGUACAUUUCUAAGCUAAUGAUUUGUUAGCUAUUGAAAAAUAUUAGAAAAAUUGAAGUUUUUUUUAGUUUUUACUUGAAUGAAAUUGAUAGCGGCACAUUGUGUUAAACAUAUACAAUUGUCAUCAAAAUUUAGCUAGCAAUUUGCUUGGGAAAUUUUGGAUUAUGCUAAAGUAUUUUAAACUUCUAAAAUCCACAAAAAAAUAUGCUGGUGCCAUCUUUGUGGCUGCACCGGCACAUUGUCCGAUUCCAUAAAAAAAUAUGCUAAUUUAUUUAGACAAAUUUGUUGGAUUUUGGAUUUUACAUUUUCAAUUAUUUUAGGACCCCUAUCGUCUCCGGGAGAGGUUUCAAAUUUUUACGUCAGUACCGGCCACGGUAGACUAAUUUAAAAAAAUGUAAUAUUCGAUAAUUUAUUCGGUUUUUAAUAAACCUUUUAAGGUCAAAUUUAGACGAAAAUCAUACAAAUCACAGCAUUUAUUGCUUUAAAAUACUUUGCAUACUUUUGGGAUUUUGUCACGCACCACUGAAAUAUCGUUGCUCUUAUUAUUUGAAAGUCGAAAAGUAAUAAGUAUGUUAUUGAAUUAUGCAGGAAUGUGUUUUAUAUAUAUUGCCAGUGAUAUCGACAAUAUUUUGCCCGAAAAAGGAAUACCGAAAAUCAAACGGUUGGUGUACAUAUUUUCCAUUUGUACCUUCUUGAUUACCACACAAGAUAUCGUCGUUGAUGGUUGGGCACUCACGAUACUGAAAAAGUCUGUACCAUAAUGUAAUUACCGAUUUCCUUUAUUAGCUUUAAUAUUAUAAUAUUUCGCCUGAUACAUAUGUACAGGAAAAACGUGGGCUACGCCUCCACGUGCAACACAUCGGGUAUAGCCAUAGGCCUGAUGAUAGGUACAAUAUGCUCUACGUUGUUAACGUCCAAAAAAUUUAGCAACAAAUACUUGUGGGCCACACCUCACGAGGAAGGAAUGACGACACUGAAAGGUUAGUGAGUAUACCUAUUAACAAAGCAAGAGACUUUCAUAUAGUGUUGGUUUUUUAAACAAGUGUAAAAUUUGAGAAAAUAGAUAUUAGCUGUGCAUAAUUUUUUUAAAUAAUAAUUUCUCGAAUAAAUAUAUGUUUAAACGUCGAUUUUAAUAUUUAAACAAAUGGAAAGUUUCCUUAUAUUUCAAAAUUUUCAAACAAAUAUUAUUCAAAAAACUCAAAGUACUAAUAUUUAUAAUAUACAUUAUUUUUGAUGGUUUAUUGAUUUUUUUUUUUUCGUAAAACUAUUAUCUAAAAUUCAUUAGAAAAUGGUGUUGUUUCAUUUUAUUGAAACAUACAAGGUGCUCUGUAACAUAAACCAGUGAUUUCCUUGGAGAAUUUUAAGUGAUUUUGAUUUCUGUUUUUUCGACUAUUAUGAAAUAAAUAAUGAAAUUUUAUUAUUUAUUUAUCAAAUUAAAGUAAAUACAAAGUUGAUUACACCCAUCAACAAAUGUUUGCAUUUUGUUUCUCUUUUACCUGAACAAGGAAAAAAUAAAUGCAUUUUGGAUGUACUUAAGGACCCAAACCAUCGCUUCAUCAGACUAUUUUAAUCUCAAAGUCCCCUCGAUUUGUUGUGCAAACUAUUCUACCAGAAAUCUUGCUCUGACGUAUCAAGUGUAACUUAUUCUUUGAAAGGAAAUUUUAGCUCCAAGAUAAUUUAGAGAAGUCGUUUAUUGAUUUUUCAAGCGGUAUUUAUAAUAUCUGGGAAAAACCGGGAUAAAAUGUCCGAAAAACGGAAAAGGUACAAAAUGUUGGUAUUAUUAAAAAAAUAUUAUGGCUUUUUUUUUCUGUAUACAACUUUUCUACCAGCAAUUUCGCUCCGAUUUACAAUGAUAGCACUUUUUCUGAAAGAAAAAUUUGACUGAAAUGUACGUUAGGGAGGUAAUUUUUCGAUUUUCUCAGGAGUUUUCCAAAUAAAUAGGAAAAAACGGGAAAAAAACAUGGGAAAAUCAUUACAAUAUUAAACAAACAUUAUUAAAGAAAAUAUAUAAUGCCUAUUUAAUUAUUUUACCAUAAUAUAACAUAUAUAUUGUUGAUCACUAUCAAUUGAACUGCACUCAGAAUCGUUUUUUCGUUAGCAAUGGUUUAUCGGUGAUUACAGAUAUACAUUAAAUUACACAUAACAGUGGCUUCAACCUACUCCAUUAUCCUAGGACGCCUUUUUUUAAAUGAAGUUAUAUAUUUCACAACAUAAUAUCUUAUACCACAGGAUAAAAUAAAUUUUAAUUUCAUCGAAAAUAAUUAAUUCAAUUAUAAUAGUGAUAGUACUGUACUAAAAAUAUGUGCUAUCACCUUUCUAGAAAAUUAGUAUAAACAACCCUCUCCCUCUCCCUGAAAAAAAAUCCUGUAUACGUUAUUGUAUAUUCUAUUUCUAUUAUAUUAUAAUAGUUUUAAAUAAAAAUGUCUUCAAACGUGUAUUUCAGAUCUGUUUCGCCUUUUGGGCGUUUUCUAUUUACUGGUAACAAUAUUGAUUGCCGUGUUCAAAAAAGAAAAAGAUUGUACACUAUCUGACGGAUAUGUAAAGCUCAACAUACAACAAAAUUAUACGUUAUUGUUUAAAACUUUUAAGCUGCGCAGCGUCCAGAAAUUAGCCAUAGCAUUAUUGACAGCAAAAGUAAAUAUAUUUUUUAUACAAGUAUUAUAAUCAAAUAAAACCGUAUUGAUUAGUCUAGUCUUUGUGCUGAUUACAGAUUGGAUUUGCCGCAACGGAAUCUGUGACAAGUUUACAACUCAUUGACUAUGGUGUAUCGAAAGAUGACAUAGCCGUAAUAAACACAGGGAUGUACGCAGUGAAGAUGAUAAUCCCAUUUUUUACAGCGAAAUACACGGCGGGUUCAAACUCGAUAAACGUUUAUUUAUUAGUCAUAUUUAUUAGGUAAAAUUUAUUUUUUUUUUACAUUAAAUGGACGAUUCCAAUACUAUAAAAAUGCGGUUUCCUCUUCAAAUACCCCAUGCAUUAAAAUUACUCUUAUUCACACUAUUCCAUGGUUAAAAUGACCCACAUUAUAAUAUCUCCAUUGGAAAUAUCCUGUAUAUACACAAAAAUUUUCAUUCAAAAUAUGUAGCAGCAAAUAAAAUGAAUGAACAAAUAAAGUUUAGUACAAUACAAACUAUACAUUGUAAAAUUCUUGGAUGUAACACAGUGUCAAAUACAUUUAAUUAUCAGUCUAGGACAUUUUUGCGUGAAGUCCAUUUCGGCGUGAAGUCUAUUUCGACGAAAAAAAAAAUGUUUAAAUUUUAACUAGUUUACCGUUAUUACCAUUUUUUGUCUUUUCAAAAUUUAACCCAUAGCUAGUAUAUAAAUAAUACUCAAAAUGAAUAUAGUUAUGAAAUUAUAUAAAAUAUAUAUGUUUACCUACACUAAAUGCAUAAAAAAUAUAUUAUAUUCAUUAGAAAUUUCGAAAGCGGUUAGAUUAGCUUAGGUUAGGUUAAUAUUAAACCAUAUUCAUAAAAACACGGACAGUUAAUAAAUUAUAUUUCACGCCGAGAUGCCCAUACGCCGAAAUGAUCUUCACGUCAAAAUUGCCAAGUUCGUUUAUUUACACCUUUUCGACUAUUAACUAAAGUUAAAUUUGAUUUCAAAUUUGUUUCAGAAAUCAAAAAUACGUUCAUACUAUAAUACUAUAAUCUCGGUUGUAUCAUAAAAAUAUCAAAGAAUAUCAUAGAAUUAUCACCUCAUAUAUGAUAAUUUAUUAACCUAUUUAUUUAUUUUUAAAUGUAUUUUAAAAUGUACUGUUUAGAAGGGAUUUACUGUGACAUAUUUUGAACAAGGAAUUUUUCGAAAAGGAAUAUUUUGACCUUGGAAUAUUAGAGAGUAAAUAAGAGAUAUUUGAGAAUAAGUUAUUUCGAAUAGAGGAUAUUAUGAACGAGGGGUAUUUAGAAUUAAAAAUUAAUUUAUUUUAUUAUUAAUUAUUAAUUAAUUAAUUUAAUUUUCGAAUUAAAAAUUCAUCAUCAUGCAUAUUACAGUCAAAAUGUAGUCCGUGUGUUAUACAUAAUUUAAAGCACUUAAACAUUCAAAAAAGCGUAUAUAAAUUACUAAAAUUCCCUAAAAUAAAGGAAAAAAAUUUAUACUGAGUUCAUUGUUACAUAAUUCUGUAAAAUAAGCAAAAAAAGGCAUUUGUACAAAUGAAUAGCUCACUAAUUAUAAAUUAAAAUUUGAUAUUCACAAAUUUUUAAAAUAUUGUUAUUUCAGAUUAUGUUGUAACAUUCCAUUUGUCAUUAUUAUCUAUGAAAUGACGAAUGUAAAAAACAUUGCAGAUCAUGAUGUAUACUUUCAGUUUUGUUAUUAUUUGGUUUUAGUAUUCAUGUUAUUAGUGCAAGAGGUGAGUAGUAUAUCCAUAAAUUGUAUAUUUAUAUUAUUUAUAUUUAUAAUAAUUUAUCAUAAAUUACAGUUUAAGACUUUCUGUAACGGGAAUUGCAGGAAAUAGAGGAAAUAAUUUAUUAUAAUGGUUUUUAAAAUUUAGUAAUUUUUAAUUAACAAGUUUUAUUAGUGACAAACUCGUUAAACUGUAACGUCACGUAGAUAUUUUAAAUCUUGACGGCUAAGUUAAAACGUUUACCAUAGUGGAUAUAUUUUUAAAGGAGAAUAUAUUUUACUUCAUUGAACAAAUAUAAUUCAUAAUAAAAGGGAUCAUUCCUUUUUUUUUUAGAUUCUGAGCAAAGUAAGGAAUCUUUACUCGUUGGUUAUAAGAGCUAUAGAGUUAUACUAUGAUGUAUCCCCCCCCCAGAAAACAUCUUUUCGGUAUUUAAAAAUGCUCCAAAACAUUCACAUCUUGAAAAAAAAUGAUUACAUUGGGUUUUCGUUUGCACUUUGUAUAACAGUAUAAUAUAAUAAAAUAUUUAACGAGUUUGUCAAUUAUAUUUAAAACGAUAUGUAUAACGAUAAAUAUACUUAUAUUUAUUUUGUGUCUAUAUAUUAUCUAGGUCCUCACGUAUAUCAUAUUCAUAUCGAUAUUAUCAUUUUUUUAUCGGAUAAGCGAUCUUUGUUAUGGCGGAACAUAUAUGACAUUGUUGAAUACCCUAUUAAACCUAGGAAAUUCGUGGACGUCAUAUAUAGCACUAGCCGCGAUCGAUUAUCUGACGGUUAAGACAUGUUCAACCCACUACAAAAGAAAUGAUAACCCGCUGUAUCUUGAGGAGGUAACCCAUCGUUCAAAAAAAAUAAAAAAAUGUCUACUGUCAUAAUAAAAUAAGUAAUAUAAAUAUUAUUAUGACAAUAAUUUGCAUUGUAUAUAUUGACAUAAAAUUGUUUAAAUUAUGAACAGUUCGUGUUUGACUGUACGAUUUGAAUGUAAGUAUUAUUACUAAGUUUCAAGUCUUUACGUGUAUUUAUAACCGAAUUACAGCAAAAAAACUACUAAAAAUUAAAAUUCCUUAAAAUCUUUAUUAUUCUUUACAUAUAAUUUACGAGUAUAUGCAUAUAUUUACUAAUUGUAUACUAUAUAGUGUAUUAUAGUGCCCAAACGUAUUGUAAUACCAGAAUAAAAUAGUGCUUAAACGUGUUGUGAUUUUCGCCAAAAUGCCCAAAAGCGUUGUAGCCGUAUAUUUCCUAAAAAAGCACUCUAGGACAUUGCUACGUAGCCUCUUCAGCGUGAUCGUUUUGGCAUGGCCAUUUCGACGUGAAGACCAUUUCGGUGUAAAGUCCAUUUCGAUGUGAAGUCUAUUUCAGAGUAAAAAAUAAUUUUUAAAUUUUAACUAGUUUACCGUUAUUACCACUUUUUGUCUCAUUAAAAUUUAACUUAUAGCUAGUAAAUAAAUAAUAGUCAAAAUGAUUAUAAUUAUGAAAUAUAAUAUAUAUAUAUAAAUACAUACAUAUAUACUUACCUACAUAAAAUUUAUCAAAAAUAUACAUAUAGCCAUCGUGCACGAAUACUUCACGUUCACUGAAAAUUUCAAUUUUGCGUGCCAUGUUGACUAGUUUACAAAUUUGAUACCAUCGGGUAUUGGUAAUAUCGAGAUAGCGUAUAGGUACUACAGAUUAUAUUGAUUAUAUAAAUUAUACCUACCUUGUGCGAUAAACAUUAUUGCUUUUGUAUUUUAUAACAUUCAAUUAAAUUUCUCAUAAAUAAAUUUAUUUUAUAUUUUGAUGACUGCAAUUUUAUUUUCAAUUUUUGCUGCUUCAUUAGAAAUUUCGAAAGUUGUUCAUAUAACACGGACAAUUAAAAAAUUAUAUUUAAUGCCAAGAUGUCCAUACGCUGAAAUGGUCUUCACGCUGAAAUGGUCACGCCGAAACGUUUGGGCCCGCCGAAAAUGAACUCUCAUCGUUCCUGUCGACGAUAAAUUAAUGCUUUCUUAACGGGAGCCGACUUCAACGCCAUACACCAACGCAGGGGCUGCUCAACAAACAAAACCGAGAUCAAUUUCUUCAAAAUUUCAUAUCAAUUAAACACGUACUAAUCAAAUCAAGUACUAGCACCAAGCGCCCCAAUUUACUCGCCAUCCUAUUCAGGUCGCCACCCGAAUAUUUUCAAUUUUUUCCUCUCCAACAUUCCAAACCGUCUCCAGACAAAACUAACUAAUCUAAAUGAUCCACCGUCUGAUUAUACUCCAGUUCUACUACAAAUUAAUGCUUUAAUCUUAUCUCCUAGCUAAGUAAACUUAACAGUUCCUUCUCUAUGCUUUGAACUUAAAAAUUGAAGAUUAUUGAAAAUUUAUUCUACAAAAUUAUGGUUAAAAAAAAGAAACUGAGAAAAAUUAUUUAAAAUUGAACCUGUAACAAAUUUUGAUUUUGUUUAAAAAGAUAUCAAAUUCUGGGUUCAAAAACUGGCUAAAUUCAUGAGGUAGAAUAUUACUGGAAAAUUUGCGCUACAAAAAAAACAGAUCUAUAUUAUUGAAUAGGUUACCUAAUAACAAUAAUUAGUUACAUUAUUUCUCUUGCUCCGUUGCUUCCUAUGUUUGAUUCUUGAUAUAGAACUCACUCUUUAGUUUUUUCCCAAUUGUAUUUUGGUUAGUUUUCAUUUUUAUUUUCAAUUUAUACAAUAGGUACCUAAUUAUCUAAACGUGUAUUUAUUUAUUUUUUUUUAGACUUUUAAAAAAACAGAAGAUUGUCAGAUAGUUGUGAGAGGAUAUUAUGUAGAAAUAGCCGUGUGUACCUUAAUCGGUAUCAUUUGGUUCGUAAUUUUUAAAAAUGUCUUGAGAAAUCUUCAGAAUUUAAGACCGUCUCAGUGGUUAGUGAAAGACACCGUGAAACGACCGAAAACAGGGACUACGAAAAAUGUGUUUACUAUUGCUAUACCGUCGUGCACGUGAUAAAUUAUAACUAAAAAUUCUAUGGCUAAUCUUCCUGUUUUUUUUGUGUUAAGUAUGUAUUACUAUUAUGAACUACGAGUAUUAUAUUAAAUAUAUAUUAUGCAUAUAAAUAUCAUCGGUAGUUUUAUAAUCAAUAUUUUUAAAUGACUUGAGAAUGUCAUGAGAUUUAUGAUAAACAUUUGUUUUAGAACCAAUAACAUUAUUUAUUAUUUAUAAUUUUUAAAGUAUUAAACCUUGUUAAAAGUUUUAUAAAAACGCAUUUAUUUAUUUCAUAAUCUUCUAUUAGACAGGAAAAGGAUUAAAAAUCAAAUCAAAUAAGUGGUUACAAAAUUAACCCUUUAUAUCACAACCUGAGAGUUAAUUUUAUACAACCAAAUUAAAUAAGUGUAACUUUUAAUUUUCGCGUAACCAACUGGAAAUCAGGAAUCAUAAAGAAAUUUAUGUUUUAUAUAUAUAUUAUAUUAUUAAUAUAUAAUAUUUAUAUAUAUCGGAUAUAUUUAUCGUAUUGAAAAUUAACAAUCACAGUGAGACUGCAGUGGCGGACUGGUCCAGGUGGAAAGUGGGAGAUAUCCUCCUUGGCCGCAACUGUGAGAGGUCUCUUCUUUCUUAUCUACUUUUAAUAAACGAAAAAUUGUAUGUGUAUUUUAUUUUUAUAUUCGAUUAUGCUAUUAAAAUUUGUAAUUUACAAUAUUAUAGUCAAUAAUUGAUUUGCACACAAUACUGAGACACGAAUAUUUCUACAUUAUAUUAUUUAGAUACCUAAUAUUUAAUAGUAUAGUAGGCAAUAUGUAUUUAUAUUAUAAAUUAUCAUGAAUAAGCAUGAAAAAGCAUGGGAAAACUGGGAAAAUCAGUACAAUAUUAAACAAACAUUAUUAUAGAAAAUAUUUAAUGCCUAUUUAAUAAUUUUACCAUAAUUUAUAUAAUAUAUAUAAUAUAAUAUAUUGUUGACAAAGUAUAAAUAUCAACUGAACUGAGCUCAGAAUCUUUUUUUUUGUUAGCAAUGGCUUAUCAUUGCUUACAGAUAUACAUUAAAUUACCUAUAACAGUGGUUGCACCCAUUUCCAUUAUCGUAGGAUGUUUUUUUUUUGUUUUUAAAACAUAAUUUAUUUUGUAGUCUGUAGUUUUAUGAUAUUUUUUAGAAAUACAUCAUUUAUUACUUUAAUAUUAUUAUAAUUAGUUUUAGUUUUAAAGUAAUUUUUAAAUAUAGUAUACACAACUAUUUUAUUACCUAACUUAAAUCGUUAUUGAAUUUAACUAUAAAUAAUAAUUGCUUAUUAUUAUAUACUCGCAUUUGACAUUUAUUCAUAAAAUAUCCGUAUAAUAUCAGAGCUAUAAUUUCAAAACUCAAUCCGCUCAACUCUGACUUACCUAUUUACUGAUCACAGUAUUAAAUAUUGUUAUACAUAGGAUUACAAAUAUUCCAAUAAUAAUAAUUAUUAGGUAUAAAAUAUAUAAGGUUUCAACUCCACAAAAUUGUAUGUUUGUGUACUUUACUAUAGGUAUAAUACCUACUAAUAUAAAUAAUAUUUUUAGUUUCUUUAAUAUAUAUUUUAUUACACCAUUAAAGAGUAAAGGUCCUGAUCGUAACUUUUAAUAAAUUCUUAACAUUUACAAUCAUUAAGAAAUAGUUAAAUCAGUUUUAAUAUUUGUAUGUUAAAACAUGUUUAACAGGAAAAACUUCCAUGCCUCGUUUACAAUUACAACCGAUUACAAUUAUUGUUUUUGAUGGAAGUAUGAAAAGUUUUACAAGGCGCAUUCAAUUUUGACUUUUGAUUAUGUAAUUAAAAAACACAAAACAAUUAUUGGUGAAUAUUGGUCAUAUUGUAACUUUAAUUGUAGGUUUUAGAAAUAAUUUUUUUUAAAUUCAAGCCCAUUGUGUUCUGUAAAAUUUUUCCUCCUAUCUUUUGAUAAAUAUUUUCUAAAAUUUUAAACGUGAAACCAAACUAUACGUUUUAUUUAUUUUAACUAAGUUGAAACAGAAACUUUAAUCGUUUAAUUAUAAGUAUUAAAAUUAUGCGUUUUAUAUAUAAUAUACAUUUUGUAAUGAGACAAAAAAUAAGAUGACUAGGAUCCAGAUUUUAUGUUCACUACCAUAUAGUAAGAUAUGGAAUCGGUUCAUUAUUUACUAAGGCGGAGCUGAGGUAUAAGUAAACGUUAUAUUUCUCACUUGUCUAACGUGUAGGUAUGUGCUCUGAGUAAGACCCUCACGUGAUUGAGAAGAUGAAAAAUUCACGUAACGUAUAGUAAUCUUGACGUCGUAACCAGUUUAUUUAGUAUAUUCAAAUUGGAACAAUGAAAAAAACUUAGACGAGGUAGAGUUGAAUUAAAUACAACGACAAACGUACAUCACUGGUAUCUAUAGAUGGACAUGAUAAGUCGGAGCCUAAGUUUAUGUUUUAACUGGAUCCCUCAUUGAGACAGUGCGCGUGAGGUUUUUAUAGUGUUUUGAAGUGAGAUUGUCGUUUAUUGAUUUAAACACGAUAUAAUAUGGUACAAUGGCACUUAGUUAUCAUGAUACAGAAUAUAGGUUGAGCAUAAUACAUUAAGGUUUAAUUCUUAUAUUUUGUUUUUAUUGUAUAAUCUAAUAUUAAUUGCUGUUAAUUAUGACGUUAUCAAACAAUUGAUUACAUUUUGAUGAGUUAUUUAAAUCAGAUGCAUUAUUGUUAUUAUAUAAGCAUAAUGAUCUAUUAACCACGGUAAACCGUGCUUAUAACACGAGAUAUAAGGCUAACAUAAAUAUUGUUUCAAAUAGCAAUACAACCUUUGGAUCUCAAUGUAAUCUUAAUUGUAGACGCUAAUUUAUGUAGGAAAUUGAACAUUAAUUUAUAUAAUUUUAAAAGUUUUAUGAGUUUUAAAUUUUUCUUGUAUAAUUUAGAUUUUGGCACUGUUUGAUUCUUGUAUCUUUUUAUUAGUUUAUUUUUAUUAUAUCUUGUAUUCUUUAUAUGCUUACAUAAUUUAUAAUUUUUUAUAUUUAAUGGCAUAAGGCAUAUUUGUCUAAAUAAUUAUACUCUUAAGUUCUAACGCCUAAUGAACUCAACACUCCCAUUACAAGAUUGGCUUGCAUAGAGUGUCGUAUAUUAUAUAUUUAUAUAUUUUAUUAUUUAUAGUAUUAAUACUAAUUUUGCAAAUAAAUAUUAUUUAUUAUUGAUGAUUGUGCACAUCAUUAAAAUUGUAUAAGUGGUAUUUAUCAAUCCGUGUUUUAAUUCGUUCAUUUCAAAGAACAAUGAAAUUGGCCACUUAUUAUCUUAUUAACUAUUUCUUUAGUUGUAUAGUUAAUAUAUUUGUUAACAGUAUACUAUUUGUUGGCAAAAAUAUUGAAUAACAAAUAAACCAAAUUUUAUUUCAAUGCUUAAAUAUACAGAAAUAAAUUUAAAAAGUGAAAAUUUGAUUGACAAAAAUUAGAACUAUGUGUUCCAAUCUACGUAUUCUGAAUAUCACUUUAUCUAUAAAUAAUCAUAAUGAUAUUUUAACUUUCUUAGGACACGACUUGUUAUUGACGAAAAUCAAGAUAGUAACAAUUAUACAUAGCUUAACACAUUUUUAUUGGCUUGAAGACACUCAAACAUAUUUUAUCAGCAUCGAACAUAGUAUUGCUGAUUCUUUGAAUUACAAUGAGACAAUUGAC
Messenger RNA from Cinara cedri, 13460 nucleotides. Lineage: Eukaryota; Metazoa; Arthropoda; Insecta; Hemiptera; Aphididae. The record is from the annotation of a GenBank genome assembly.